AGCACACAUAUAAUGAUCUUGUCUACAACGGCGGUAGGUAAGCACAGUUGGGCUGAAGUGACGAGUCCACCCCUUUUGACAGGGUGUUACUCUACCUGUUGUCUUCCAAGGGAGGAUCUCAUUUACUUAGACCUGAAGAGCCGCUUGGUAAGUAUGGGGAGUGAGCAUUCCAAAAACAAAGAUCCAAGCAAGGUCAAUCAGUGUGAUAAAAAUGGAGGACUGAAUGGCCUAGCAGAAAACAUGACAUCAAAUGGACUAGAAAAUGAAGCUGAAAGUUUGACACCAAACCAACAAACCAGCAAGGUUGCAGCAUUCAAUUCUGACGCAGAUUCUGAAUAUGUGGUGAUGCACUUGGAUAGUCAGCAAGCUGAAACCCAAGUUGUUCCCGAAAAGCCGUCCGCCACUUCUGAGACAGAAGAGGCUGAGAAACCCGGAGCAAAAAUGCAUUUUUUUGACAAAAUAUUCAAAAGGAAAGCAGAACCAGAGGCGCCAGUUGAUGCAGAGCAUGUUGCUGUAGAAGAGACUCAUGAGAAUAUUGCAAUAGAAGCAAGUCUUCCUACCACAGACACACAGCUGGAAUCCAGUUCAAGCAGAGAAGAUGGAGUCAGCACAUCAGCACCCAAAAUGGAACCGGAUUAUCUGCAUCAAGCCGAAUCAUCCACUCAGACAGAGAGAAUAGUUGAAUCAGAUAUUUCAACACAAACAAGAGAUGAUGCGGAGAGAGCACUGACCACCAAGGUCCUGGUCGGAACGGAUCGAGCCAACGAACCGAGUGAAUCCGAUAUCGUGAUCGCAAGGGAGGCGAUUGAAGAACUGUCGGACAACCAGGCAACAGGGAUCACCACUUUUGACAUCAUCAAUGAGGAUAGCGUGUUCAGGGCUGAGAGGGUGGAGGUGACUGGUGAAAUCCAGAAUCCUGAAAAAAGGAGGCUUGAUGACACUCAUAAAAUUGAUACAAAAAUCCCAGUCAAAUAUCAGCCAGUAGGAUCCAUCACUGAGAUAGCUGAUGACGUCAACGUGUCUCGGCUUCAGGUUGGAGAAGGCGGCUCAGCGGAUGAAACACUUCUGAGUGAGACUGCUGAACCUGAAGUCAUCCCCCAUGAUAUCACGGGAAGAAAUGACAUCCCAUCAGCCAAUGUUGAGCCACUAAUCACAAUGAUGGAAACCAUCUCAGAGGAGGAAGAGCAUUUGCUUCUUGAGAGACCAAAGCGAGUCUUUGAGAAUAUUGCUCAACGUGUUGAUGUGCUUGAGGAUUCUUCAGAAAGAACCACUAUUUGGUACAAAGAACUGUCAAUCAUUGACGAAGUUCUUGAACAUCAUAUUGUUAAAUGUUUAGCGGAUGCAGAUGAUAAAGACUUUGACACGGCACCGGAAACCAAUGCAGAAUCUGACUUUCCUGCAGAUGGUAACAAAGAGAAAGCAGUUGCUCUCCCCUCUCAGAUCCCCAAAUUCAAAUCUACUAUGCUUCUGGAACCUGCCAAUGAUGACCACCAACAACAAGCCAACACUGUAGUCAGGUUUGUAUCCUCUGCACAGCAGGCUGGUGAUUCAGAGCCUACCUUCAUGGAGACCAUUCACAAGAUCGCCUCUGUAGAAUCUAAACAGGACGUAAAGGCAGUCCUAGGAAGUGUUGAUGAAGCUAUACCGAUCCAAGAAUUAUCUUCUCAAUGUGAAGUCACCAAACCAGCUGUGCAAGCUGUGGCAUACCGCUCGGAACUACUCAUCAAAAUCCCCGCAGUACCAAGAAAAACUGUGGCGACCAACAUUCCGACUAAAGAUGACCUACAUUUUGAGGAAUCUACAAAGAAAGAAAAUGAAGUCAUUGAUGACGGUACACUUGAUGAAGAAUUGUCCUCUGAAUGUAAUGUCACCAACACAUUUGUGGGAGCUGGAUUCUGUUCGCAACCACUCACUGAGAUCUCAGAGACGAGUAAGAAUGAGAAUUUUACUCCUGCGAAAGGUUACUUUGAGGAAUCUCCACAGAUAAAAACUGAGGAAAAUACACCUAUUGAUAAAUCAUCUUGUGAAGCAUCUUUGGAAGUUUUGGCAGAAGACAAAUGUCCCAAACCACUUGAUCAAAUACCUGCAAUUUGCAAGCCAAUUGUAAAGGAUGCUCAAGAUGAGAUUCACUUGAAGGAUUUUACUCAGCUAAAAAAUGGAGUAGUCAAUAAAAUGACGAAAUGUGAAGCACAAAUAACAUCCGAAGCUUCUUUGUCAGAACAUGAAUGUUUUGAAACACCCAGUGAAAUCCCACAAAACUCUGAGCCAACUGUAGAGGAGCCCAUCAUCUCUGCCAAAGACAAGAGCCAUUUUGAAGAAACAUCUGAUGAAGGUGAGAUCUGUCAAUCAUCAAAACAUGCACCAGCCGAAAGUUCUGCAAUCUCAGAUGCACCCAAAGAGGAAAAUGAAAGCCCUCACAAGACUCAAGGAACAACCGGAAUAGAGCUUUUUGAUAAAGGGAUGUUUGAAAAUCUUGAUGUUUGUACAACCACUUCUACAGACACUUUGCAAGCAAAAUCAUUAACAGGGGGGGAUCUGGAUUCAUGUCGCUCAGUUCAUGAGGAUCCACUAGAAGAGAACAGUGUUGUCAAAACUGAGGACACAAAACAUGAUGUUCAAGAGUCCCUGUCCUUAAUGGAAGCGUUAGAUAUUCCUGAAGAUGAAGCUUGCCUUGGGACCUCAAAGGCUGAAUCAAGUGUCAACACAACAGAAAUUAUGCCUACUGAAGAGUGGUCAGACCAAAAGUUGGAACGCCAGGAACACAUGGAAGAUUUACUCAUGAGGCUGGAGUCUUCAUGUACAUCUGUUGUUGAAGAUUCACCCUACAGACUUCAAUAUUUUGACAUAUCUUCAUCGAGUGAUAAGAUCAUGGUUGUCAUUCAAGUAGCUCCAGAAGAACAGCAAUGAAACACAAAAACUUUUUUUGUUGUUGUUAUUUUAGGCUUUUAAAUGUACAGAACACUGCUGUAAACGUGAUUGCAUUUUGACAAUGUCAAGGCACCUGUAUUUUUAAAUAUCUAAUUCACUUUGUAAUGUAGCAAUGUUGACAAUAAAAUAAUUUAAAAAACUAUUGACUAUUCUUAUUUGUCCAUCAUGGAGGAAUGCAGAAAAUUCCCCAACAGAAGGAAGUGCAAAGACCUCCACCAACACAAUGAUCUCCACAGAAGACGUCUAUCGGUUGGGCUUGAGGAGACAUGCACAUGUUCAGAGCAGCUCUGUUAAUGUAAAGGAGCCAACACUGGAGUGAAUGGGCAAAAGGUUCCGCAGAUGACGAUUCAGUGAAUGAAUCUUUCAAAUGAGUAAAUUUGAAUGAACUCAUGCUAGUUAUUCAUCACAGUAAAAAGCACUGCCAUUCCCAUUGCUAAUACUGAUAUUAUAGAUAGAUAGAUAG
Messenger RNA from Syngnathus typhle (broad-nosed pipefish), 3391 nucleotides. It is a transcript of the gene bcas1, whose product is annotated as brain enriched myelin associated protein 1. Lineage: Eukaryota; Metazoa; Chordata; Actinopteri; Syngnathiformes; Syngnathidae. Gene Ontology annotation, biological process: myelination. The transcript has 5 exons. The record is from RefSeq and is a predicted model, not a curated record. The coding region runs from base 13 to 2907 and encodes 964 amino acids.